Messenger RNA from Engraulis encrasicolus (European anchovy), 2554 nucleotides. RefSeq names its product transmembrane protein 175 (gene tmem175). The coding region runs from base 189 to 1835 and encodes 548 amino acids. The transcript is spliced from 10 exons. The record is from RefSeq and is a predicted model, not a curated record. Lineage: Eukaryota; Metazoa; Chordata; Actinopteri; Clupeiformes; Engraulidae. Gene Ontology annotation, molecular function: proton channel activity; potassium channel activity.
GGUAAGAUUGCAGAGUUGAACGGUCCAUGGCUUUUAUACAUCAGUUGCUUGGGACUACACUCGUGAUCCUCCCGGGUGACAUUUCCGGUUCGUCAUGUCACUUGUUUGAAAACAAACCCUGUCUCAUUUAGCUGCGCUGUCCUGUCCACAAUCCUCACCAAAAAUAAUACUGGACCGCUACUGUCACCAUGGGGGACAAUGACGACAGCGACAUCAUUGAGCACCAUGUCGACGAGGCGAUGGAGAAGAGGCAGAGGCCGAGCCACCACAGGACCCACACACACUCCUUUCUGGACAGCGUCACUUCAUCUUCAUCGGAGAGGGAAGGGCACAGCAGCACGCAGUCCUCUCACCGUCUCCUCGCCUUCAGCGAUGCGCUCAUCUCCAUCAUCGCUACUGUCAUGAUCCUCCCAGUGGCACACACCAAAUUCAAGGAAGGCGAGGAGCUGACUGAGAGCUUCAGGGUCCUGAUGACCACUAAGAUCGGCGUCUACCUCGUGACGUUUCUCAUCGUCACAGUGGCCUGGGCUGCCCACAUCAGGUUAUUCCAAGUCAUUGAGCGCAUUGAUGAUGUCUUGGCACUUCUGAAUUUGGCCUGCAUGAUGCUGAUAACCUUUCUGCCGUACACAUUCACCUUGAUGGCGGCAUUCCCGGACAAAAUCCUGGGGAUUCUCCUGUUCUGCGCCUGUGUGAUGGUCAUUGGUGUGAUUCAGGCAGUGAUAGUCGUGUACGGCUUCAGUCGUCCGUUCCUGUUGAACGAGCAGAUCCAGAUCUCGGAGAACCAGGCCUACUAUAAGCAGCACAUCCUGAAGGUCAUCAUGCGCGUGCCCAUCAUGUGCCUCAUCGCCAGCAUCUUCACCAUCAUCUUCUACCAGCUGGCGUAUGUUAUUCUGGCCAUUGUAAUCUUCCUGCCCUACAUCACACAGGCUCUGAAGUGGUGUCGUGGCAAGGCUAUCGGCCAGCCAGUGGAGGAGACUCCUGAGUCCAUGCUGUUCUACAGCUACCACCCCAAUGAGCCCCUCAGCAAGGAGCGCGUGGAGGCCUUCAGCGAUGGAGUCUACGCCAUAGUAGCCACACUGCUCAUUCUCGACAUAUGCGAGGACAACGUGCCGGACCCCGGCGUGGUGCAGCGCGAGUUCGGCGGCAGCCUGGUGGGGGCGCUGCACGCGUACGGGCCCGAGUUCCUGGCCUACUUCGGCUCCUUCGCCACGGUGGGGCUGCUGUGGUUCGUGCACCACUCGCUCUUCCUGCACGUGACGCGCACCACGCGCCUCAUGGGCCUGCUCAACACCUUCUCGCUGGCCUUUGUGGGCGGCCUGCCGCUGGCCUACGAGCUGACCACAGAGUUCCCGCGGGGCUCGCGCAACAACCUCGAAGCCGUCCAGACCAGCUGCGUCAUCCUCUUCUUCGCCGGCGUCUUCCAGCUGGCCAUUUUUGUGGCGUCGCUCUUCGACGAGCGGCGGACGCUGCACCCGCUAGUGCGCUACGGCGGGCGCGACCACGUCUACAUGCUGGCCAAGCUGGGCCUGUACCCCUGCGUGGCGCUGGCCACCUUCUUCCUGACGUGCGCGCUGAGCGAGUUCAGCACCUCCAUCUUCCACCUGAUGCAGCUGGGCGUGCCGGUCACCUUCCUGCUGCUCCGGCUGCUGGUCAAGACGGGCCUGGCGCUGCUCCGCGCUCUGCUGGCCGCCCUGCGCCAUCCCCAGCAGCAGCAGCCGCAGCCCGGCACGGGGGCAGGAUUUGGGGGAGGAGGGGACGGCGUGGAGGCCAGACUGGUGGAGGUGGACGAUGACGAUAAUAACUCACAUGUGCCCUUCAGUGACCUUGUCAGCUAGUGUGCGUAUGUGUGUGACCUUGACAAGCCAAGCCAACGAGAUGUUAGAAACCUAAUCCGCAACCUUAGCACUUCUCUCUUGCGGUUGUAAAGCCUUGAGAUGUCCACCUCCAACAAAAAAGCCAUACUGCUCCUGCAGUGACGGUGGGACCUCAACGUGUGUGCUUUCAGACCCCUCCUCCCCGCUCCCCUUUUCUCUGUUCUGAAAGCAGUGUGUGCCUAAUGUCUCUUGAUGCCAACAGCUGUCCCAAAACCCAUCUCAAGCCAAGCGGCGCAUGGAAACUGACCCCAGUACUGUAACAGGCAGGCAGAGGCUGCUGCUGUAAGCUGAGGCGCCGAUGAGGCUGACGAUUCUUUUAACACUGGAUGUGGAGGUAGCCGAAGGGGCGUAUGGAGUCUUCUAUUCGAUUGCAUUGAUCUUCACAUCAUAAUGAUUUACGCGUCCGGAAAUGUUGCCCAAAAUAGGGUGGAUUGGAAUAGUCAGUGUGCGUUUGAGCAGAGGAGGAUUGACGAGUCAUUGUGGUUUAGUCAACACUGCCCCCUGCUGGCCAGUUUUAGCAGUGCUGACAUAUUCUGGAGCUUCAACUCAGCUCACAUUUACUACUAUGAUUUACUAGCUACCGUCCACACCCCCUCAUACUGGUUUAUGAGUACAUUAUGAUCACCUCUCAUCCUUUCAGUUUUUAAUCUACCUUAUAACUCAUCAAUACUGUACUUUAU